AGGCAGGUAGUUACGUUUGGCUUUUGCCAGUACAGCCGAAAACUUUCUUCUUCGCGUUUCUUCCACUUCCUCUUGAGGUGUGAAAAAAUAACGCUAAAACCACUACUCUACACACUUUGUUCACUUCACCGAAAGGUUGAGCAAGGUACACUAUACAAGAUGGCAGCUCAACAUGCGACUGUGAUGUGCGUGGGCACUAUGUUGAACCAGCGCUCGGAGUUCGUUGAUACGCAAGAAAAAACAUCGCAUCUUCCGCGGCGCCAGUGCAUUGCUGUUUUUUGGUUGCAAAAAGGAAAAUAAAAAGUGCCUGACCGCGCACAGGAGCCCGUUGUUCCUUACUUACUUACACCCUUGUCAUGCAGCUACGGGAAAAAUGUAGUGGACUAGGAACAGGAAAGAAAAAAAAGCGUCAAGAUUUGUCAUGCAUAUAAAAAAUCACAAAGCUCUUUGAGUGCGAUGUGAGAAGAUUUUUGCAUAGGAUACUCGACUUCUUCUUCGAGGUGCCCGAGAAUUUCACCAUCGGUGACAUGAAGCGUCAGUUUAUGCAAUGUAAAUUUCCUGUACAUGUAUAAAAUGCAUGACAAAUUUCGCUAACUUGCAGUGUCCAACUUGUCAUGCUACACUAGGAUUGAAGGCAAGUUUUGUCAUGCAGAGACUGCGUUUGUACAUGUACAGGAAAUUUACUGUGGAUACAGUUCGCACAGGAGUUCGGCGCGCCCGUCGUAUCACCUGCAAAUGUGUCGUCCUCUGGGGGUCGGGAUCUUUUGUGUGGUGUAAGGUGCAGCUGCACCGCGUGGGGACACCAGCAGGAUAGAUGCAUUAAAUCGAUGUUUACUUUAUCAUGCGGGGAAGCAGCUUGCUAUUCAAGAUAUUUGAAUUGAUCGGCAAUGAAACUAAACACAGAUGAGAACCAACAAA
Molecule: messenger RNA, 918 nt
Organism: Amoebophrya sp. A120
Lineage: Eukaryota; Dinophyceae; Syndiniales; Amoebophryaceae
Source: the annotation of a GenBank genome assembly